AUGCAGAGGCCGUUAACCGGAGCAGUGCGAUGGCUGCUUCUCAGCGACCUCCACUUCAAGCAUCACGACCUCGACCGGAUCUGGCAGACGGCGCAAUGGAUUGUUUCCGAAGCGAAGCAAAAUCAGGUCAAGCGGGUGGUGAUUUGCGGCGACCUGCUCACCAGCCGCACGAUGCAGUCAACGCAUGUGCUGUCUGCGUGCUACCGCUUCAUCAGCCUCCUCAGCGAUAUCGUGCCGCGGGUGCACGUCUUGCUGGGCAAUCAUGACCUCGCCUAUCGCCGCGAUUACCAGACUACAGCUCUUGAUGCUCUCAACAUCAACCGAUUAGCCCCCUUUAUAUCGCUGCAUAGCAGCAUUGACCGCCAUGAAUGGGACGGCCGGAGCGUCUUGCUGCUGCCGUUUCGCGAAGAGCAGGAUGAGCUGACUGAGGCUGUGGCCUCUCUUCGCCCCAGUGAGGCGAGCAGUACGGUUGCUUUCGCUCAUCUCGCCAUCAAUAGGGCUAUCACGCAGCGACAUGUAGUAAAUAUCGACAUCAACAAGCCCCACGCAGCAAGCUCCAUCACACAUCGCGGCUUGACAGGCCCAGAUCGGUUUGCCUCUCUGGCUCGAACAUUCACGGGGCAUUUUCAUAGUCAUCAGACCAUUGUCCAGAAACAGCCCCGCCACAACAGCCCGGCCGAUAUGAGAGGAAGCAUCACGUAUCUCGGCUCACCCUUGCAACUGAGUUGGGCCGAUCUCAACGACGAGCAGCGAGGUGUCGUCUUGUUCAAUCCAGAAACGCUCGAGCACGAAUUGCUCAUCAAUCCGCAUGCGGUCAACUACAUAACAGCCGACAUACGCCAAAUUCUCGAUGGCCAGGUCGAUAAAGGUGCUGUUGAGGGCAAACAUGUCAUGCUCCUUGGCGAGCUUACCCAUCUCAACUACGUCACGGCUCGCGAAAAGCUUCUUUCCCUAGGAGUAAGAAGCGUACGGGACUGGUCUCCCGUGGCUUUUGCUUUGCGGGCUGGCUUUGGUGCAUCGGUGCCAGCGAGUGAUGCCGCCGUCCAGCUCUCGGAGGAGCCUGCCAAGGAUGAGACGGACCCAGACCUCACAAGUUACGCAGUUUCAGAUUCUGGCCUUGAGUCUGAGCCAGGAGCCGAAAAACUCGACUUCUCUAAGGAAAUUCGCAAAUAUAUCGACUCAUUGAGCCUAGACAUGUCUCUCCUCCCGCGGAAAGAUGAGUUGGUGCGGGUUGGCCAGCGAAUAAUCCACGCCUCCCGUGGGAUCGAUCAAGAUAGCAAGGCUGUGGUUAAUUACCGUGACUUCCUCGACGGGUCAACUCGAACUACCAAUACAAGGACCGCCACUGAGCCAUCGACCGACGUCUUUGUAGCCGAGCCGCGUAGGCUCACAAUCACCAACUUCCUUGGCGUGCAGACAACCACCACCAUCGACUUUGAACAGGAUCUUCCACGAGGAUUGACCUUCUUGGUCGGAACAAACGGGUCCGGCAAGAGCACACUCGUCGACGCGAUAGCAUGGUGUCAGUUUGGCUUGUGCGUUCGCAGUGGAUUGAAAGUCGACGAGGUCGUCAAUGACCGUGUGGGCAAGAACUGCUCUGUUGUGCUCGAGUUCGCCAAUGGAUACACCAUCGCGCGAUAUCGCAAGCACAAGACUUUUGGCAACCGCAUCGUCGUUUCGUUGCACGGUGAACCGCAGCCACAAUUCGAGCAUCCACUCAACCGUACGACGCAAGAGGCUAUCAAUGACCUGCUUGGCACCGACUACAAGACAUAUGUCAAGACGGUUGUUUUGAGCCAGGAGAGCGCAACAAGUUUUCUGAACUCGGGGCCAAAGGAUCGGGGCAUCUUCAUCGAGGCGUCACUCGGACUAUCAAUAUUGGAUCAGUGCUUUGAGGUAUCCAAGCUGCCCCUUGAGGACAUCAACAGCGAUGUGAACAAGUUAGAGAUGAAGCUAGACGGCUUGAUCGAAAAGAAAGGAUAUAUCGAAGAACGGAUCAAAAAACUGGGUCAGACACAACAGCAUCUCGAAAAAGAGGUCGAGAAGGUAACCACAUCUCUAAACACAGCAAUCCAAAAACAUACAGAUGCCAUAUCAAAAUUCAAUGAAUUAAAGCCCUCUGAUGAAGAAUGCGUACGGUUUAAACAUGAACAAUCCGUAGCCGCCACAGACCUCGGAGAUCGCAGGCUGCACAUGGCGGCCGCCGACAGGAGCGCUCAGAGUUUUCCGAGACUAAGCCAGCCCGCUGAGCUUAACAUGAAGUUUGACGGUGAAAUUCCACUGUUACAAGAUCAAAUAUAUGGUGAACGGGAAAUUUUAAAUCGAAUGGAGAGAUCGCUUGCCCGGAUACGGGAACAAAACAUCGCCAGACCGGCGUCAUGGCUUGAACAGCUAAAAGAGCAAACAGUUCAUAGACUCAAGACUAUGACAGCAACUCACCCCGUAGGUGUGCACAAGAUCUUACACGCCGCGAAGAUUUACAUACUCUACUUUCGAUUGAUAGCCAUUGGGGGACUCUCACGCAUAACCCGGAUCUCAAGCGCCUCUCAAGUAACCAGCGCCCAACACUACAGCCAAACGGCAGCCAUCAACAAUCUCCUUGGAGAUGUCAAAGACAGCUCAUCACGACUGCAAAGCCUGAUGCGCAAAACAGACCAAAUUAUUGCUUUGGAAACCGGCGCCAUUAAGUAUGCUCUCAUGAUCAAGGAACAACUCGCGCAAAUCAUCAAGGAUCAAAAGGCAUGCGAAGCACUGGAGCAACAAGUGACGCUUAAAAAGAGCGAGAUGGACACCUUCAACGGCUUGUUACAAAAAGACCAGUCGGAAUUGCACUCACUAUGCGCACACUGUGACGCGCUGGGUACCAAACUUGACAAGCUCAAAGCUGAUCGCGAGAUUUUUGUUUUUUGGUCAUCUGCCCUGGCGAAGCGCGCCCGCCGCGCCUCUUCCUCUUCAUCUCCAUCAACCAAUUUCCGCGAAUUUAUCCUCGCAAAGUCGCUGUCGGAGCUCAACGCGCGUCUUGUACAGGUCCUCACAGUGCUGUAUGAGGAUACCCAGCGCGGGCGCGUCAUGGCAGCGGGAAUGCUGCGUUUGCUGUUCGACGCUGAUUCUGUCGACACAAUGAUGGAUACAUUCGCCUCGUCCCCAAAAGGCGCCCAAGAUUCGGUCGCCUACGGCAAACAGUCCGGUGGCGAGCGCAAACGAGUCGACCUGGCGCUCUAUUUCGCAGUGUUGCAGCUUACAUGGUCCAGGAGCGCGCACCGCGCACACUAUGUGUUUAUUGACGAGGUAUUCGAUAACCUGGACGAGGCGGGUCAAGCGGCUGUGGUGAAGUGGUGCGGGCUCAUAUCGCAGACGGUGGCCGACUGGGUCGUGAUGAUUACGCACAGCAGGUUCUUGUCGGAGCAAGAUCCAGGGGAGUAUGCGGGCAAAGUUUCGGUUGUAAAGGCGCAGAAAGGACAGAGGGGGGCGGAACUGUAUACUGAUGGGCGGAGAAUUGGUAUUGAAGAUGGCGUUUCAUAAGUUCAGGGAAGAUUGACCUA
This is a messenger RNA of Trichoderma atroviride IMI 206040, 3542 nucleotides long. RefSeq lists its product as uncharacterized. Gene Ontology annotation, molecular function: ATP hydrolysis activity. NCBI's taxonomy places the organism in Eukaryota, Fungi, Ascomycota, Sordariomycetes, Hypocreales, Hypocreaceae. The record is from RefSeq and is a predicted model, not a curated record. Gene Ontology annotation, biological process: double-strand break repair.